CGACCCCUUCCUUCCUUCUUUUGCGCCGCUCCUCAAGCCAGAACAGCGAGAGAACGUGAUCGAUCGAAUUUCAAAAAAGGCACACACCUACCCCUGUGCUCCCGAGAUCACGAAAUUACUCUAUAUCUCCUGAUUACAUAAAUCGGGAGUUGGUGUUUCGUGGUUUUGCUAUUCCGUGUGUGUACCGUAAAACCUUCACUUCGACGCUCGCAAUUACUGCGUGAAGAGCCCAUCACAUUCAACAAAAUGUCGAACCUCGCCGAUCCGGUUGCGUUCGCGAAGGACUUCCUCGCCGGUGGUAUCUCAGCUGCCGUCUCCAAGACCGCGGUGGCGCCCAUCGAGCGUGUAAAACUGCUUUUGCAGGUACAGCACGUCAGCAAGCAAAUAGCCGCGGACCAGCGCUACAAAGGUAUCGUCGACGCCUUCGUCCGCAUUCCCAAGGAGCAGGGAUUGCUCUCAUUCUGGCGUGGUAACCUCGCCAACGUCAUCAGGUAUUUCCCCACACAAGCCCUUAACUUCGCCUUCAAAGACAAGUACAAGCAGGUGUUCCUCGGAGGCGUAGACAAGCACACCCAGUUCUGGCGUUACUUCGCUGGUAACCUGGCGUCCGGUGGUGCUGCCGGAGCCACCUCUUUGUGCUUCGUGUACCCACUCGACUUCGCCCGAACACGUCUCGCCGCCGAUGUCGGCAAGGGCGAUGGGCAGCGUGAGUUCACUGGUCUCGGCAACUGCAUCACCAAGAUCUUCAAGUCCGAUGGCCUGACCGGUCUCUACAGAGGCUUCGGUGUGUCCGUGCAGGGUAUCAUCAUCUACCGUGCUUCAUACUUCGGUUUCUACGACACCGCUCGCGGCAUGUUGCCCGACCCCAAGAACACCCCCAUCGUCAUCAGCUGGGCGAUCGCGCAGACUGUCACCACCGUAGCUGGUAUCAUCUCGUAUCCCUUCGACACGGUCCGUAGGCGCAUGAUGAUGCAGUCGGGACGCGCCAAGGCCGACAUCCUGUACAAGAACACUCUGCACUGCUGGGCGACCAUCGCCAAGACCGAGGGUGGCUCCGCCUUCUUCAAGGGCGCCUUCUCGAACGUCCUCAGAGGCACCGGUGGCGCCUUCGUGCUCGUCUUAUAUGAUGAGAUCAAGAAGCUCCUCUAAACAUAGUGUAAGAAUUGUUACCAUUAUUACAAUUGUGAUUCCGAAUCACCUAUGAUAGCCACACCUUUGAAAUCAUGUAUUAUUAGAAGCGAAAAAACAACUCUUAGUAACUUAUUUCUAGUUAAAUAAAAGUGUUAUACACUGAUUCCAACUUAUUUUGUUUUAUUAAAAAAUUGAAGUUACAUAAUUGCUUGCAAUAAUUAAAAGCAUAUUUGGAAUAUGGAAUUUGUUCCAAAUUCAAAUAUUUUUUUCUGUGAUCACUAUUGCUGCCAGUGAUAGUUAUGUAACCUCCAUACAUCUAUUUGAGGAUGAGGUUAUAUUUUUUCCAUCUAAACCAUCCUCUUGUGAUACUAUAGAAUUCAUGAAUGUUAUUUUCUUUUAAAUUAUUGGUAAUUUAGGUAACCAUUCUAACCUUGGUGUUAUGUAACAGUCCAUAGAGUAUGCUGUGAAUUGUCUAAAUCAUGUGAUUAUGUUAUGCAACAUGCCGACUUAGAAUAUUUCUUGUGCUAUGCAGUGUGAGUGGUUCUAUGUAGUAAAUUGUAAUCACUUUGUAAGUGUUUCACUGUAGUUGACAAACAUGUGGGCUAUUGUAACCAGGUAACUUUCAGUGCAUAUAAACUAAGUAGGAAGUGGAUUGCAAAUGUGAAAUCAUCAAUUGUAUCCUCGGUGUGAGUUUUUUGUAAUGAAAAAUUCAUGCAUUACGAGUGACUAUUAAAUAGAAAUGUUGAUAAAUA
Papilio machaon (common yellow swallowtail) is the source of this 1883-nucleotide messenger RNA. It is a transcript of the gene Ant, whose product is annotated as ADP,ATP carrier protein. Gene Ontology annotation, cellular component: mitochondrial inner membrane. The record is from RefSeq and is a predicted model, not a curated record. The transcript has a single exon. Lineage: Eukaryota; Metazoa; Arthropoda; Insecta; Lepidoptera; Papilionidae. Gene Ontology annotation, biological process: mitochondrial ADP transmembrane transport; mitochondrial ATP transmembrane transport. The coding region runs from base 247 to 1149 and encodes 300 amino acids. Gene Ontology annotation, molecular function: ATP:ADP antiporter activity.